AUGUCCAAGGACCUUCAACAUCACAUCCAAGCCGGCGCCUUCCUUCUCGAAUCUCCAUCAUCACCAUCACCAUCGUCAAGUUUACUGAAUCCUGAUGAUAAUGCUUCGGUGGAAGAGAUCAAACAGGUGACAGCGGAGGAGGCGCUUUCUGUCGUCGGAUGCGUUCAGCGAAUAAUAGAUGGACAGGAUGGUGAAGAAGACGUUCCGCUCAUUGGGACACGCGAUAUAGCCCAAUUACGCACUCUCCUUUCCAUUGUGUUUAAAUGGGGCGUGGAACCGCUCUUAUCAAAUAUCAUCGUCGCAUUACCCACACCCUCGUCAUCGAAAAAGGUUCAAAUCGCCGUUGAACAUACAUUGAAAGACUACGAGCACCUCUGCCAGCUGAUCAAUGAGAUUUUCGCCCUCCUGUUUCCUUCUGGUCUGCAAAGUCGCCUACCACAAACGCUGAUUACUACGACAGUGCUGAAUAGGCAUGUUACGGACAUUUUGAAGCCCGCGAUAGUGCUUGGGUGGCUUCCAAAAUCUUUGGCAACAGAAUACAUAUUACCUCUUGAUGGCAUCCGGCCUUUAGUUAUUCGUCUUUUGUCCAUUUUACAUCCAUCGCAAAGUAUCACUGCCCUUGGAGGCGUCAUUUCAUCUCUCUCCCUUGGGCCAGCAUUUGCUCAACGUACCUGUUCCGUGCUUCUCAGUAAGCAAGUGAUGCGUACACAAGGCGUGAACGGAUUAUGCGCCGCCGUAUUCGGAGACUCCGAGGAGGCCGGAGAAGAAGUACGUCUGGACAAACUCGAGCAUGUAGCAAAGGUCCUGACGGCAGUGCCGAAAGGAAUGGAGCCGAAGGACUACUAUAGUGCCACUGUGCCGCGCAUUCUUGCGCUUCUCUACCAUGAAGCACCUGCGUCCUAUAAGCGCGCGGCAGCUUUUACCAUCUCUAGGAUGCUAGCGACGGAUGGGUCCUCUUCACACCAUGAAAUUGCAAGAGGUAUUAUCAUGCCCUUACUUCACGGCUCUUUGUUGCACGUGUCCACACUCUCCGACGAACCAACGGGCUUAAUACAGCCCAUCAAUCCACCUUCACAGCCCGGUCCUAGCGUCUCUUCGUCGGAAUUAAGCCCUAACACAGCGUUGACCGCCCUAUCUACUCUCAUAACGAACACCGAUCCAGUGCCAACGCUCAUCGCCACACUACUUUCCCCAGUUAUACCUUCUCUUUACUCUCUGCUGGAGCAUCUGGAACAUGUUCGCACUUCGGACCCCACUACUCGUGAAACUGUUCGCGGUAUGCUAGAAACAUGGGGUCGCGUUGUUGAGAAGGAGGAGGGAACGCGGAUCAUUUGGAGCAUUGUACAGAACGAAGGUGGCGAGAUUGGUUGGAAGGUGGAUUUGGAAGGACUGAUCUACCAAGUCGGCAAAGAAAAAAAUUUGGGGCUUGCGAUGUUCACUCCAGAAGAUCUUGAAAAGGCUGAGCAAGCAGGAGAACUUGAUCCGGAUGCCAACAUCAUGGAUCUAUACCCGGAUCCACGACGGUUCGUUUCAUUCUUGAAAAAACUCGACAGAAGAGACGUCAGCGGAGAGUUGUUUGUUAGACUUCUGGAGGCAUAUAGGGAUUCUCGAGCAAACGAUGGCCCAAUGAGGACGUUGCUAUACCUGCAACUCAUCAUGCAGAUCCAAAUGAAAAUGUCUGAUGGAGAUGGGAAGGAGAAUAUAUUAAAGGAUCCGGGCCAUAUUUUGGUGUUUGUAAAGCAUGCCUUGGAGGCGCGCGUUCAGUCAAACUUCGCAGUUCUUGAAGAAACAAAAGAUCCUCUAAAGUUUAUACACACUCAAGAAGACCUUGGGAAAGAAGACAGCGACGACGAGGACACCCCGGAGUACGACGAGAUGACAGAAACAAGCAUCAAUCUUCUGUUGUCAAUAUUUGAGUCAAACCCGACUCUUUCAGCACGAACGGAACCCGUCUUAAACGAGAUUUUCGAGCUUCUCGAACCUCUCGCGAAAGACGGACCAGAGGGGAUCAAGCCGAUUGCUAGGGAAGCCAGGAUGGUUAUGACUGCUCGACUUGCAUCUACGUCUACUGCCGUUCCCAGUAAAGGCAAAACGAAAGACGACGCUGAGGAGGCGCGAGAGACGUAUCAGCGUGCACUCAAACUCCUACAGGAUCCCAUCCUACCUGUACGUGCUCAUGGACUAUUGCUUCUCCGAGAACUGGCGAAGGGAGGGAAGAUGGAAGAGGCGUUGAUACCAGCAGUGCUGGCAAUCUUCUUGCAAGCACUACAAGACGAAGACUCGGUCUGGCUGGGAUGGUCGAGGGCGGGAGAUGGGAGCAGAGAAGUCCUCCGAGGGAUAGUCGGUGACUACGCUAAAGGAACAUCCGGAGGGUAUGUGUGGAGUCGUGGCGAGGUGGACACAAGGGUCAGGAUCGGGGAGGCCUUGGGUAUGGUCAUAAGACGCUGCGGUAGCGCGUUGGGCGCGUAUGUGGACAUCAUCGUGCCAACCCUUCUGCACGUCGUCCGUAUGCGUGAAAUACCUACGACGCUGCGUACAUCAGCUAUUAGUUUACUGGGCGAGUGCGCCGCCACACAUGCUUUAGCACUUGCAUCAUACUUUCAAGAUCUUGUGGGCGGAAUGGUUGAUCUGCUUCAAUUGGAAAGUGUACAGACGGAGGAAGAGGAUAGAGAGAAAAGUAUGGAUGAGAAUCCCACCAAGGCCGAUAGUAAAUUUCCGCCGAUGAGACGGGCGGCAGUGAGGUUCUUGGGUGUCCUUGUGAGGGAAGCAACUAAGGCUGUCUAUAACGAUGAGGAUGUCGGGUAUGAAAGGCGGUUAUGGCAGGCGGGUGUCCUGAGGAGAGCCAAAGUAACGCUUGGGUAUCUCGCUGCGACUGACGGAGAUGGGGUUGUUAGAGUUAUGGCAAGAGAGGUCGGAGAGCAACUGCAACAAUUGGAAGAGGCAUUUGUGGAGCUCCGGAACAGGGAGACGUAUGAAUUCACCGAGGGAUAGAGUGAGAGGUGGAGAUGCUUGACUUGCUAAUAUUGGUGUUGGAAUGUUUUCAAGGAGAUUUGUCAAUCUUCGUUAGCGCCGUUCUGUGGCGGCCCGGCUGACCGCUGGGUGUCCCAAUUUGGGUAUCACCGCCUGGAGAAUCCGUCAACGUCAUACCCAGGUCCUAAGGGUAAAAGCCCCAGUGGAUCAAGGACUGCUGUGCCUGAGCAUACUUUUGUUACACUUAACAGAUACUUACGUUGAACUUUCGUACUUUUACCCAGUACACGUGUGGAGAUAGACGGA
Molecule: messenger RNA, 3276 nt
Organism: Desarmillaria tabescens
Lineage: Eukaryota; Fungi; Basidiomycota; Agaricomycetes; Agaricales; Physalacriaceae
Product: armadillo-type protein
Exons: 9
Coding region: 1-2991 (996 amino acids)
Biological process (GO): protein secretion
Source: RefSeq, a predicted model, not a curated record